Priceomyces carsonii is the source of this 1452-nucleotide messenger RNA. RefSeq lists its product as uncharacterized. The coding region runs from base 1 to 1452 and encodes 483 amino acids. The record is from RefSeq and is a predicted model, not a curated record. Lineage: Eukaryota; Fungi; Ascomycota; Pichiomycetes; Serinales; Debaryomycetaceae. The transcript has a single exon.
AUGAUGUCCAAAACUAUUGAUAGCAAUACAUCGCGGCCUGGAUCACCGUCGCUACUUGUCAAACAACAAUCAUUGAAAAAAUUGUUUAAUUCUCACCUGUCGAUUUAUAAUGCACUUACCAACCCCGACUUAGAUGUUGGCGACGGCGCCUUCUCUAGGAUGUCACCGGAAAGGAGGCUCACACCUGAAAUGAGAGUUCAGGUUGAAAGAGGAAUGUCCCCAGAGUUGAAAGAGUCUCAGUUCUCUAUCACAUCAUGGCAAUCGAUAAGCAAUGAGUCCGUCCUUCAGCAGAUAAAACCAACUUCUUCAAUUUUAUCUGUAACUUCAGAUGAAGAUGAUGCACCAGUUCUAGUAAACUAUAUGCAACUGCCGCUGCGUCCUAGUCAUGUGUUAGUUUUCGAGACAGAUGAAGAAGACGAUGACGUGACACCGAGUUCCUUUAUAAUGCCAAAAUUGCCGGUAUCAAAUUCACUAACGACAAGCAAAAAGAUUGAAGUCACAGUAUUGAGUUCAUGUAACAAUUUCAAUUUUGAAACUAAUCAAUUAAUCAAUAAAAUUGAAAGAGAAGUCAAUUUCAAUCUGAUAAGCAUUAGACACCUAAAUUUAAAUUCUAAGAUCCUGAAAUUUGACGAAAUGAUAACUAAAAACUCGGACCUAAUCUUUAUUGUUAAUGACGGUUCGUUAAUUUUUGUCGAUUUUCUUUCAAGUAUUAACUUUGACGAAUCUUGUUUACCCAAGCUAACAAUCAUCAACAUGAUUACGAAUAAUUACUUCAUAAAUUUAUUCGAUUUGAUUAAUCGUUUGAAACCUUAUCAAAUCUGGAAAGCAUCUUCUUUAAAGCAAGAAAAUCUAUUUGAUAAGUUCAAAAGUUUUAUUGAAAUAGAGAUAAACCAGUUUGAUGAUCAAUUUAGCAUGACGCAGACAUCUGCCAAUCCUACAAAAAAGAGGUGUCAGAGUCUAUCGAUUACUAAUAGCUAUUCAAUGGACUUAGUGCCAAAGAGUAAAACAGACUAUAAAUUGAUUGAAAAGCGCUUCAAAACUGAUUUGAAAGAUUCCACAAAUUUGAAUGAUCCAUUACAACUAUCCUCAAGAUUUUUUCGCUUUAAUAUUUUGAUAUCAAUUUUUAACAAAUGCUUUGCUUCAGCUAAUAGAUAUUGGCUCGCAUGCUGCUUUGGAAUUGGUAUGGGUAUUGGGAUUACAAGUGGAUUAGCAUUCGUAAAGUUUUAUUUGACGGAGAGCAACAGCAGGAUAUUCGAUCCGCUCUUGGCUGGGGGCAAUUCCAUGGCAGAAUUUUCAGAGCCUGAUUUUUCUCGCCUAUUCGAUGCAGAAUUUUUCAAGAAAUUAGGUGGUAUUUUUGAAUCAUAUGUCAACGAAUUGAAAUUUUUCAGUUCUUUUAUUUUUGAUUGUGUUAGGGGGGGUUUCGCUAAGGCAAUAGGUUUAUUUUGCAAUUAG